Erinaceus europaeus (western European hedgehog) is the source of this 2495-nucleotide messenger RNA. RefSeq names its product 2-hydroxyacyl-CoA lyase 1 (gene HACL1). NCBI's taxonomy places the organism in Eukaryota, Metazoa, Chordata, Mammalia, Eulipotyphla, Erinaceidae. Gene Ontology annotation, molecular function: magnesium ion binding; catalytic activity; thiamine pyrophosphate binding. Bases 23 to 1768 code for a protein of 581 amino acids. Gene Ontology annotation, cellular component: peroxisome. The transcript is spliced from 17 exons. Gene Ontology annotation, biological process: fatty acid alpha-oxidation. The record is from RefSeq and is a predicted model, not a curated record.
GUCUUCACUCUCAAGGUGCAAGAUGCAGAACGGUGACUCCGCGGCGGACACUGACGCGGGCGAGGAGCAAGUGUCUGGUGCUACAGUCAUCGCCCAGGCCCUGAGAUCACAGGAUGUGAAGUACAUGUUUGGCAUCGUGGGCAUCCCAGUGACCGAAAUUGCCAUGGCCGCUCAGGAACUGGGCAUCAAAUACAUAGGGAUGAGGAAUGAGCAGGCGGCUUGUUAUGCUGCCUCAGCGGUUGGAUAUCUGACAGGCAGGCCGGGAGUUUGUCUGGUUGUUUCUGGCCCAGGUCUCAUCCAUGCCCUGGGUGGUAUGGCAAAUGCAAGCAUCAACUGUUGGCCGUUGGUUGUGAUUGGUGGUUCCUCCGAAAGGAAUCAGGAGACCAUGGGAGCCUUCCAGGAGUUUCCUCAGGUUGAAGCUUGUAGACUAUAUAGCAAGUUCUCUGCCCGACCAAGCAGCAUACAAGCAAUUCCCUCUGUAAUUGAAAAGGCGGUGAGAAGCAGCAUUUAUGGUCGCCCGGGUGCUUGCUAUGUUGACAUCCCUGCUGACUUUGUGAGCCUCCAGGUGAAUGUGGAUUCUAUAAAGUACCUGAAGUGCUGCCUGCCCCCACCCGUCAGCCUGGCGGACCCCUUGGCUGUGCACAUGGCAGCGUCUGUGAUCAGGGAUGCCAAGCGGCCCCUUCUCAUCAUCGGGAAAGGUGCUGCUUACGCUCGCGCAGAGGAGAGCAUCAGGACAUUGGUGAACUGCUGUCAGUUGCCAUUUUUGCCCACUCCCAUGGGGAAGGGUGUCAUCCCUGACAACCAUCCAAACUGUGUGGCGGCUGCCAGGUCCAGAGCACUGCAGUCUGCUGAUGUAAUCGUGCUGCUUGGCACCAGAUUAAAUUGGAUUUUGCAUUUUGGACUUCCUCCAAGAUACCAGCCAGAUGUAAAGUUUAUCCAGGUGGACAUCUGCGCAGAAGAACUGGGGAAUAACGUGAGGCCUGCCGUGACUUUGCUAGGAGACAUACAUGCCGUCACCAAACAGCUUUUAGAACACUUCAAUAACAUGCAGUGGCAGUACCCUCCAGAAAGUGUGUGGUGGCAGACGCUGAGAGAGAAAAUGAAGAGUAACGAAGCCAUGUCCAAGGAGUUAGCUUCCCAAAAAACCUGGCCUAUGAAUUAUUAUACUGUAUUCUUCCAUAUUCAAGAAAAACUACCCAAGGAUUGUUUUAUAGUGAGUGAGGGAGCAAAUACGAUGGAUAUUGGGCGAACUGUGCUUCAGAACUACCUUCCUCGUCACAGGCUCGAUGCAGGUACUUUUGGAACAAUGGGAGUCGGUUUGGGGUUUGCUAUUGCAGCUGCUCUGGUAGCUAAAGAUAGAGACCCAAGGCAGCGGGUCAUCUGUGUGGAAGGAGACAGCGCCUUUGGGUUUUCUGGCAUGGAAGUGGAAACCAUCUGCAGGUACAACUUACCAAUCAUCCUUUUGGUAGUGAAUAAUAAUGGAAUUUACCAAGGUUUGGAUGCAGAUUCUUGGAAUGGAAUGUUAAAAACUGGAGAUGCUGCCUCCGUGGCCCCACCACCCUGUCUUCUGCCAAACUCACAUUACGAGCAGGUCAUGAUGGCUUUUGGAGGGAAAGGGUAUUUCGUACAAACACCAGAAGAACUACAAAAAUCCCUGUCGCAGAGCCUGGAAGACUCAACUAAGCCCUGUCUUAUUAACAUCAUGAUUGAACCACAAGCCAUGAGAAAGUCCCAGGACUUCUUCUGGCUGACACGUUCUAACUUAUAAAUGAGUGACCUUGAGUUUGCUCUUUCCUGUAAGAGGAACUCAAUUUCUACGGCAGUUACUAUAUUCUUAAAAUUGUUAUGCAGAGAGAAAUAAACAUUUCUAAAUGGCGUUUUAUAACAGAAGAACUGAUUAAAAAACAAAGAACCAAUCACAGAAAUAACUGUUCCCAGAUGAGGGAAAGGGCUUUAUAAAACGCUAGCAUUAGCACAGUCUGGCUGUUCAGUUAAACGGCAGUGUUAUUUUAUACGCAUGUAGCCUUAAAAUCUUUUGAAAUCAUCUGAAGAAAAAGCAAACAAAGAAGCAAAACAAAACAAAACACACCAAGAGUUGUCAAAUGUAGAGAGACGUGCAAGAAAUUGGAGUACGCCACAGUUUACCUGUGAACACUUUACACCCAAGUCUCCAGACCAUUUGCUGGAACUUGUUCUGUGAUUUUUUUUCUUUUUCUUUUUCAUGUUUUAACUUUUAGCUGCCAAGCUUACCACUAGGGCUGAGCGCCUGCACUUACAGGCCAACACCUGGUGGUCAUUAUUGGGGGUGGGGGGAUGCGCUUCUCCAAGUAGUAGGUUAAUAGAUUGUCCAGCAGAGGUCAGUCUAUUCAUAUAAAAAAACAGAUGAGCUCAGGAUCACUUUGAUAAUAGUCCACUGCCUGCUUAUUUUGUCAAAAAUGAUGAUGUUAAGUCUCUUCAUAGAAACGUUUCCUUGGAUUAAGUAUUGAUUGAGUUUA